AUGAACUCAUUUGUUGUUACAUUAGCCGGUCUUUUCUUAAUCUAUGCAACAGUCAUUACAACUGUGUAUUGUGUUGAUCUCAGAGGUCUUGAUUUAACAAAAGAAGAAAUCAUUGCAAUAACACGUGAUCAUCGUGGUCGUGCUGAUCCAGAUGCAUUCCUCAAUGGUUUCUUUCCUGUUUGGGCAGCAAUUCAAUUUUUAAUUGCUUGUUUCUUUUUCGUCGUUGCUGUCAUCAGUAUUGUAUGCUACAUACUCGGUUGCAGAACACCACCAGAAGAACGAAACAAACGAGUCAAAUAA
Molecule: messenger RNA, 300 nt
Organism: Rotaria sp. Silwood1
Lineage: Eukaryota; Metazoa; Rotifera; Eurotatoria; Philodinida; Philodinidae
Source: the annotation of a GenBank genome assembly